CCGGCGUCCAAUCGGAGUCAGACAUCUGUUCCGAGCAGAGAGGCGAGCGGCGGCGUCUCGGCGCUUCUUCACUGUAACAGUAAUAUCGCUGUUUGACAGACUGGACCGGUAAACGGCGGCUGCUGCACCGUGCAGACACAUUAUUCAGACUAAUUUGUCUUAAUAGUUCGUUAGCUUUUCAUUCGACGGGGUGCUUCAGCUCGGCACAAUGACAGCCCUGUCACUGCUUCUGGGGGCCGUGUUGGUCGCGUCUGCCCUGGCCGAGUCCACCGUGUAUUUCCGAGAGCAAUUUGAAGACGGGGACGCCUGGACGAGUCGCUGGAUGGAAUCCAAGCACAAGUCAGACUACGGCAAGUUUGUCCUGACGGCAGGGAAGUUCUAUGGAGAUGCAGAGAAAGACAGAGGUCUGCAGACGAGCCAGGACGCCCGCUUCUACGCCUUGUCAACCCGCUUUGAUGACUUCAGCAACACGGGCCGGCCUCUGGUCAUUCAGUUCACUGUGAAGCACGAGCAGAGCAUUGACUGUGGUGGAGGCUAUAUUAAACUGUUCCCCUCUGGCCUCAACCAGGAGGACAUGCAUGGAGACUCCGUCUACAACAUCAUGUUUGGUCCUGAUAUUUGUGGCCCUGGCACGAAGAAGGUUCAUGUUAUCUUCAACUACAAAGGCAAGAACCAUCUGAUCAACAAAGACAUCAGAUGCAAGGAUGAUGAGUACACCCACUUGUACACGCUGGUUGUCAACCCUGACAACACUUACGAGGUCAAGAUCGAUAAUAAGAAGGUUGAGUCUGGCAGUUUGGAGGAUGACUGGGACUUCUUGCCUCCCAAAAAAAUUAAGGACCCUGAAGCCAAAAAGCCAGAGGACUGGGACGACAGGGAGAAGAUUCCCGACCCUGACGAUAAGAAACCAGAGGACUGGGACAAGCCUGAGAACAUCCCUGAUCCUGAUGCGAAGAAGCCAGAUGACUGGGACGAUGAGAUGGACGGAGAAUGGGAGCCGCCUAUGGUCACCAACCCUGAUUACAAGGGUGAGUGGAAGCCCAGAGAAAUCAACAAUCCUGCCUACAAGGGCAAAUGGAUCCACCCUGAGAUUGACAACCCGGAGUACACUGCCGAUUCUGAGAUCUAUAAAUACGACAGCAUUGGUGUGAUUGGACUCGAUUUGUGGCAGGUCAAGUCUGGUACUAUCUUUGACAACUUCCUGAUCACCAAUGACCCAAACCUGGCAGAGGAAGUAGGCAACGACACAUGGGGUACAACUAAGGAUGCAGAGAAGAAGAUGAAGGAAAGCCAAGAGGAGGAGGAGAGAAAGAAACGUGAGGAGGAGGACAAGAAGAGGAGAGAAGAGGCAAAGGAGGAAGAGGAGGAGGAAGAGGAGAAGGAUGAUGAGGAGGACGAAGAUGAAGAGGAGGACGAGGGGGGGGAGCAGGAGGAGGAGGAGGAAGAGGAGGAGGAUGAAGGCACAGACUCUAAACUCAAGGAUGAGUUAUAAACUUUGUGCAGGAACUACUUAGAAAAGAACCUGACUGUGUGAGUCAAUGACCCAUUGCAACAAAGCUGGUGACUGAGAUGAUAGACCCUCAUGACUGACACCCUGGGGUGGGGUUGGGUGGAAUUGGGUUUUUCAUUUGUUUGUUUACAAAGCAAGGGGAUAGGUGAAAAAGGGCAAGUACUGUUCUGUUUCCUGUUUCAAUGUGCUACUACUAUUAUUGUUAUUAAAUGAGGAAUAGUAAUAGAAAGGAAUGAAGAUGUCUGCCAGGGCCGGAAAUAAUAAUUGUUUCGCAGUUGUACCCAACAGAAAUAUAUAAAUUGUCAUGUCUGUUUUGCAAAAAUCUGGGUUUUAAUGAAGUAUAAUGUUGUGGUGACAUGAAAAGCUAUAUUUGGUUUGUGGAUGAUACCAUGUAAAUGUUUUGUUUACCGCAUGCGUUUUGUUUGUCAUAUUAAUCUGUCUCAUGUCUUUUUGUUUUUGUUAAUCUAUUGUAGUCAGUCCUGUUGCUCUGUCUCAAGUUCUGCCUGCUCUUAUUUAAACCUCUCUGAUUCAAACAAGGGUUAAUGGCACACGGACAAGAGUGUACAAGGAUUAACACUAUAUGUUUGACAACCUGUUCAAAAAAACUGUAGGAUGGUAAUAUGGGGUGCUUCAAGAUUAAUCCCUUGCAUAGUUUUGCACUGGAAAGUUAACACUUUUUCACUUCAGUGCACAUUCUGUAGUCUUUUGUGUCCAAAUAAACUGUUCUCAACCUCAGAUGUACAUUAAGAGCACUCCAGUAGCAGGAAGGCUCCCGCUCAUUUGGUACGCAUUCACUUUAGGUUCACUCAUUGUUGGUCUACACAAACAGUUUCCUCAUUUCUGAUGCCAAUAUCUCUGCACUGCUGUACCCCAACACACUGUCCCAAACAGUAUGGAAGGCGAUUCUUUUGUAAAAGAUACAUUUUGUACUAAUGGUAGUAACUUAAGUGGGAAGAUUUUCAUGUUGCUGUGUAAAAAACAAAAAACAAACAAAAAAACAGACAGGUGCUCUGUCCAAUAAAAACAACUGGAAGAAAAUUAA
Molecule: messenger RNA, 2552 nt
Organism: Xiphias gladius (swordfish)
Lineage: Eukaryota; Metazoa; Chordata; Actinopteri; Istiophoriformes; Xiphiidae
Gene: calr
Product: calreticulin
Exons: 9
Coding region: 209-1492 (427 amino acids)
Biological process (GO): protein folding
Cellular component (GO): endoplasmic reticulum membrane; endoplasmic reticulum
Molecular function (GO): calcium ion binding
Source: RefSeq, a predicted model, not a curated record